Molecule: messenger RNA, 595 nt
Organism: Gastrolobium bilobum
Lineage: Eukaryota; Viridiplantae; Streptophyta; Magnoliopsida; Fabales; Fabaceae
Exons: 1
Coding region: 131-541 (136 amino acids)
Source: RefSeq, a predicted model, not a curated record
UUUUUUCAAAAGCAAAUCCCUUUAAAUCCUCCAACGUGCAAUGCCUGAUGCAAACAGGAGUAAUUUACUUCUAUAAACAAAGAAGAGAAGCUCACCUCCAUCUCCAUCAACUUCAAGCUCUUGAAAAGCUAUGGAAGUUGAUUCACUACUGCCUAAGCCAACUUACGGUGGCAUAAAGAGGUCAUGGAGAAGGCGGCGCUACCAGCGCCUCGAUGGCGGCGGCGGCGACAACAACAACAACGGUGGAAAGAAAAUGAAGACCGUAAGGUUGAGAAGAAGCCCUCGUAGGUCUUGGAGGAUAAGAGCAGUUCCAAGGUUGACAUGGAUGGUUAGGUCACCAUUGAAGAUGUGGACAAAGCUUAAGAAUGUUUAUAUGAACUUUAUGUUGAGGUCCAUGGACACUGACAACAUCUUUGGUGGGAAACGGAUUCCGAAGGCUAGUGAAGUCUCUAAGGGUUAUACCGGCGAUGCCUUUGAGGCCAGGCUCAUUUUUGAGAUCUCCAAGGCCUUGGUUGCUUCUCAUGAACUAUAUCCCAUGUGAUUGUCUUUUUUCAUAUGUUUUGUUUCUUUUUUGGUUCUUUCUCUUUUUUCUCUU